Molecule: messenger RNA, 2840 nt
Organism: Spodoptera frugiperda (fall armyworm)
Lineage: Eukaryota; Metazoa; Arthropoda; Insecta; Lepidoptera; Noctuidae
Gene: Cep89
Product: centrosomal protein of 89 kDa
Exons: 13
Coding region: 380-2584 (734 amino acids)
Biological process (GO): chemical synaptic transmission; mitochondrion organization; cilium assembly
Cellular component (GO): centriole; ciliary transition fiber
Source: RefSeq, a predicted model, not a curated record
UUACGUUUUUAAAUCGGAAAGAUAUUCCAUGUAAAAUAUUGUAAAAUAAAAUAUUGUAACAUAAAAUUAUUAAAAGAAUAAAAUGAAAGUAAUUAUUAGUGUAAAUUUAAAUGGUUAAAUGUUUUUCUGUAGUUAAAAUAAACAGAAAGAUACAAUGAGUGCCAAAACUGAAAGCGAAGUUUUAUCAAUAAUUGGGAGAAAAUUGCAUUAUUUUCGUCUGAAUUUUAUUGAACCGCUCUAGUGACCUACUUAAUGCUUUGUCUUUGUGUGAUACAUAAAGGUAUCACUUAGGCUGAACGCUGUUUCCUUUGUCAUUUUAUAUUUUUGUAAAAAAGUAAUUAAAAAUGGCUAGGAUUGUGGACUAUUAUCUACAAAGUUGAUGAUGGAUGAAGUUAUUAGAAAGCCAGCAAAUUACAGUAAAGUAUCAAAAGAAUGCACAGCAGCAUUCUCACCGAAGAAACUAACAUUAUCUGGCAACUUUACACAUAAAUAUAAGGGGUUUAAUAUAUCGGCACCGCUGCGGAGAGCAAGCAUGCGUCAGGAUAUACUGGACAUUGUGGAACGGAGGACCGAGUCUCGGAUGGGGGAGCAGAAAGUUUUUAUUGACGAGAAUCCGAUGUAUGAGGAUCCGAGAGAUGUUAUCGGGGAGAAACCAGCAAAACCUCCAAGAAAGAGAGUCAUCCAAGGUAUAGCGGUCUCUUCUCCAAGGUCUUCGAAAGAAGGGAAGUCACUUCUGAAAGAGCAGAAGAGAAAAUUAACGAAGAAAUAUGAACAACUCAUCACUUCUUUGAUGGAGCGGUGUGAAGAAAAUGUUGUUCAGCUAUCAGAAAAAGAUUCCCAAAUAGCCAAAUUAAAGGAGAAAUUAAAAUCCGUCUUAGAAUACAACAAGUUGUUUGCAGAAGAGAACGAUCAGUUGCGCAGUCAGUAUGACACUGUGGUGAAAUAUGCAGAAGAAUGUAAGAAGGUGAUCAAAGAAGAGAGGGAGAGGAAUAGAGUGUUGGAUGGCAGAGUAAAGGAGUUGCAGGAGAAAGUUAAGCAGUUUGAGUUGCCUGAUAGAGACCACGGAUCGUCGACAGCGAUACCCCUGGUGGAAGUAUGCAUGAGCUGCAGCAGUCGGCAGAUCAUAGUGAACCAGGCGCGGGAACAUAACGCGAGACUGCAGAAGGAUAUGCAGGCUCUCAAAGAUGUUCUGUACAGGCUAAACGUCCAGCUGUCUCGUUACCAAGAGCGACUCCGGUCCAACAUGCAGGCGGUGGCCGGGGACAAGCCCGACGUGUUCAAGCCGGGAGACAAGUACGAUGCACUGGACUCACUGCUCACUGCCAGUCUGGGAUACAAAGAGCCAAAUACGGAAGACGGGCAGACUAAGCCGGGUCCUGAGGAGACUCCCUACACCGGCCGCACUGUGGAUCUUACGGGACUGCUCAGUGCUCAAGCAUUAGCCCCCCUCUUCGAUGCCUACCAAGAGAACCUACAAGAAAAAGACACAUUAAUACUAGACUAUGAAAAACAAUUCGAAACUAUGAACAAAAAGUCUAAACUAAUCGUAACUGAGAACAAAACUCUCACAGAUAAAGUAAAGAGUUUGGAAGAAGAGCUAGUGGGAGUGAGACAGAACUAUAAGAAGUUGGUAGUCGAGAAAGAGACGGGUGAUAUUGAGAAAGCUACGCUUGUUGAAAGAGCUGAGAGGGCGGAGUCUAAACUGAAGGAGGUUUAUGAAUUGUAUGAGGAUAAGAUGUCAGCAAUGAUGAGAGACUACGAGACGGUGCACAGAGAGUACUUCGUAGUGAAGAACAAUCUAGAGAUGGCAGAGAACAAACUGGCGCAACUAGACGUGUUGCGCACGCGCACUGUUCCCGCCGACAUGCACGAACGGAGGCUGGACCAUUGUAAGAGAUUACUAGAAGAGCUGAAACACCAGUACGGCAUGGAGACGGACCGUAAAGGCGAACAGCUGACGAAGACUCAGGAACAGCUCAAGCUGGUCGAGGACAAGUGUACCAAGCUGGCGCAGGAGAACCAGGCGCUCAAGGAGGAACUGGAGAAGGCUUUGAAGAAUGUCAGGUUAUACCGCAAAGCAGCAGUGAUAUUCAGACAGCGUCUGAAGUCGGCCACGGCGCGUAUAACUCGCGUGCGCAGCAGUGCGCGACGGAACAAGAACAACAACAGCGAGCCUCUCAGGCAGGCCAUGGCUGCACUGGAUAAAAUUAAACAGGAGAUUAAGACAGUAAAAUCCCGCGCAUACACAUCACUAGAAGAGCUAGAACGUCGUAUAGUAGAACAGGAGCGGAGGGCUGCGCUCGCGCACGCAGAGUACCGGAGGGAACUGGAGAGGGCGUCACUCGCAUUGGAACAUAAGGAGGCCAUUAUCAGGAGCUUAAUUGAUAAGGUGGCUGAUGUUGAGGAAGUCAGACUCAGCCAAACCAACACCCAUCGUCUCCAAGGUAUAAUAACAGACUCCUCACCAGAGGGAUCUCCCUCCCCCCAUCCUGAACAGAGGAAGGACAUUAAACCCUCAGUAAAGUUGGUACCAGGUCCCGGAGGGUAUUUUCAGGAGAAAGAGGGCAAGAGGAAAGGGAAAUAAAGUGGCCUAUGAAAUGCUAUCAUCAUUAGCUGCUUGAGAAAAAAACCUCUUCUCGUAUUAAUGGAGAAGGAAUCAGCAUUAUCCAUACUUGCUCAAAUUGUGCUGGCGAUUAAAACUUUAAAUAGUGCUCCAUCGUAGGCCGUAUCAUCACUUACCACCAGGCGAGAUAGCGGCCAAACAUCGACCCAUUAAAUGUAAAAAAAAAUCGUCACAAAAACAGAGAAACAGUGCUGAGUAAAGGCCUCUACUCACACGG